Molecule: messenger RNA, 1933 nt
Organism: Chenopodium quinoa (quinoa)
Lineage: Eukaryota; Viridiplantae; Streptophyta; Magnoliopsida; Caryophyllales; Amaranthaceae
Product: deoxyribodipyrimidine photo-lyase-like
Exons: 9
Coding region: 201-1676 (491 amino acids)
Biological process (GO): photoreactive repair
Molecular function (GO): deoxyribodipyrimidine photo-lyase activity
Source: RefSeq, a predicted model, not a curated record
AGUCAAGGGUAGUUAGUAUAUCGUGUCAAGACCAACAACGUCCACGUACACAACUCCAAAUCCACAAAAAUCCCCCAAAAAUUCCCUCCAUUUCGUCUUCCCUUUUCUCAACCGUCACCAAAAUCACACACAACCCUCUUUCUCUCUCUUCCCCUUCCCCUUCCCCUGACCCCACAAUUCUCCGGCCAAAGAUCAACCCAAUGACCUCAUUGCCGGGCCCAACAACAACGGUCCAACCCGGAAGAAUCCGGGUCAUAAAAGCGGGCUCAAACCCGAAUGGGGCAGUUGUAUACUGGAUGUUCAGAGAUCAAAGGGUUAGAGAUAACUGGGCAUUAAUCCACGCCAUUGAUGAAGCAAACAAGAGGAAUGUUCCAAUUGCAGUUGCAUUUAAUUUAUUUGAUGGGUUUAAGGGUGCAAAUGCUAGACAUUUAGGGUUUAUGUUAAGAGGGUUGAAGCUUUUGCAAUCUUCUCUGCUUAAUUCCCUUUCUAUCCCUUUCUUCCUUUUUCAGGGAGAAGUUGUAGAGACUAUUCCUAAGUUUUUGGUAGAAUGUGGGGCUUCUCUGCUAGUUACUGACUUCACACCCUUAAGGGAAAUUCGAGGAUUCAAAGAAGAACUUUGUAAGAGAGUGGAUGAUUCGGUAUCUAUACAUGAAGUGGAUGCUCAUAAUGUGGUGCCGAUUUGGGAAGCAUCAAGCAAGUUAGAGUAUGGUGCCAGGACUAUUAGGAGUAAAAUAAACAAAUUGUUGCCUACUUAUUUGAUUGAUUAUCCCAUUCUUCAACCUCCUAGCAGGAAGUGGGAUUCUUUACCUCCUGUCAUACAAUGGGAUCAGCUCAUUGAAGACCGUCUCAAGAAGGGAGCAGGAGUGCCAGAAGUUGAUUGGUGUGAACCUGGUGAAACUGCUGCACUUGAAGUCUUGAAGGGAAGCCAGAAUGGGUUCUUAACAAAGAGAUUGAAGAACUAUGCAACUGAACGGAAUAUCCCGUUAAAACCAAAAGCCCUAUCUGGUCUCUCUCCAUACUUGCAUUUCGGCCAAAUAUCAGCUCAACGCUGUGCUUUUGAGGCACGUAAUGUCCGGAAAGUUGCUCCUGAGGCAGUUGAUGCAUUUUUGGAAGAAUUAAUUGUGCGUAGAGAACUUGCUGAUAACUUCUGCUAUUAUCAACCUAACUAUGACUCAAUCAUGGGGGCAUGGGAGUGGGCACGUAAGACAUUGAUGGAUCAUGCUUCUGAUAAAAGGGAACACUUGUACACGAGAGAGCAAUUGGAGAAGGCACAAACUGCUGAUCAGCUGUGGAAUGCUUCUCAGUUGGAGAUGGUUCAUUUUGGCAAGAUGCAUGGAUUUAUGCGCAUGUAUUGGGCAAAGAAAAUUCUUGAGUGGACAAGUGGACCUGAAGAAGCCCUUGCAAUAGCUAUCUACUUGAAUGACAAGUAUGAGUUGGAUGGUAGAGACCCGAGUGGAUACGUCGGCUGCAUGUGGUCUAUUUGUGGAGUGCAUGACCAGGGGUGGCGAGAACGCCCAGUAUUUGGUAAAGUCCGUUAUAUGAACUAUGCUGGCUGCAAAAGAAAAUUCAACAUUGAUGGAUAUAUUUCAUAUGUGAAGAAGUUAGUUGUUGAGACCAAAAAAAGAAAGGCCGAGAGUGAGAUCCCAUCAGGGAAAGAGAAAGAACCUCGUUGCUGAGACGCCAUGGAACUCAGGCGUAAAGGUGAUCGAGGGACAAGGGUCAAGGUGUGGCUUAUCUUCUUUAUUGUAGUAGUCUAAUUAGGUGUUUAGGACAUAGCCAUAACUCUUUAGCUAGUUAGUUGUUCGCUUGGGAUGAUCUAUACGCCAGGGUACAAAUGGUAAACUCUUUUGUCUAUAGUUUGCCAUAUAAUUAUUGUUCGAUGAUUGUUGACUGAGUAAUUUGUAAGAAAGCUGAUAAAAUCAAGAAUUUGUGA